AUGGAAAUGUUUAGAGAAGGAGGCUCCACCUCGAGACCUCCGAUGCUGGAAGGAGCCAAUUAUCCAUACUGGAAAACCAAGAUGCGUGCUUUCUUGAGAGCUGUAGAUGAAAGAGUUUGGAUGUCCAUAGAAGAAGGGUGGUGUAAACCAACGAUGAUGGAGAAUGAAAUCGUUAUACCCAAACCUAUGAGUCAAUGGACCACUGUUGAAAUGGAAAGAGCGAAUUUCAACUCAAAGGCUCUUCAUGCCUUGUCUAUUGCCGUCUCCACUAACCAAUUGAAGGUUAUAGCCAAUUGUGAAAUUGCUAAGGAAGCAUGGGAGAAGCUGAAAAUUAAGAGCGAGGGAACUGAUGCUGUCAAGAAAUCAAGGCUGCGUGCCUUGGCAAAGGCUUUCGAAAAUCUUACCAUGGAGGAGGAUGAGUCUGUGGCUGAAUUCCAUGCAAAACUUUGUGACAUCUCUAAUGAAUCGUAUGCUCUGGGGAAAACUUACUGUAACUCGAAAGUGGUUCGAAAGGUGCUUGGUGUCCUCCCAAGAAGAUUCAUGUCCAAAGUUACCUCGAUCGAAGAAAUGAGAAACAUUGAGGAACUCGAUCUUGACGAACUCAUCGGGUCUUUGCAAAACUAUGAGCUAUCACUGUCUAGGUGGAAGAAAACCAAGAAACAAAAGGAGGUUGUGAAAGAAAAGUCAGAUGCCAGCAUUGCUCUUAUUCACCAAGAAAACAAGAAACUUGUUCUGGAAGAUUUGAAUGGCAUUACAGAUGAAACGGUUGCCUUGUUAACAAGAAACUAUGCAAAAUUCUUGAAAAAGAACUACAGGAAAAAUUCACCAGCUGACAAAGAAAAUCUUCUCAAGAGAAACAAAGGAGUAAAUUUCAAACCAGGACAAGCCUCUACUGAUCAAAAGGGCCGAGGAAUUAAGUGCAGAGAAUGUGAUGGAUAUGGUCACAUUCAGGCUGAGUGCGCCAACACACUAAAAAAGAAAAAGGCCCUUGCAGCAACUUGGAGUGAUAGUGAUGAGGAAAACAACUCCACAGCCAGUGAAGGAUCAGAUGAGGAAAAGCAGGUACUGGCAUUCAUGGCCCAAAGUUGUAAUCCAGUUGAGUCUUAA
Messenger RNA from Cannabis sativa, 1107 nucleotides. RefSeq lists its product as uncharacterized. The transcript has a single exon. The record is from RefSeq and is a predicted model, not a curated record. The coding region runs from base 1 to 1107 and encodes 368 amino acids. Gene Ontology annotation, molecular function: nucleic acid binding; zinc ion binding. Lineage: Eukaryota; Viridiplantae; Streptophyta; Magnoliopsida; Rosales; Cannabaceae.